This is a messenger RNA of Dromiciops gliroides (monito del monte), 1847 nucleotides long. RefSeq names its product fibrinogen silencer binding protein (gene FSBP). The coding region runs from base 65 to 961 and encodes 298 amino acids. The record is from RefSeq and is a predicted model, not a curated record. The transcript has 2 exons. Lineage: Eukaryota; Metazoa; Chordata; Mammalia; Microbiotheria; Microbiotheriidae.
AGCUGAGCAGAGCCAGAGACUGCAUGGUGGUUUCAGAAACUGCCUACUUAAUUCGGAAAUAACAAUGGUUGGAAAGGCUAGAUCUUCUAAUUUUACAUUAUCUGAAAAGCUUGAUUUGCUAAAGCUGGUGAAGCCAUAUGUUAAAAUUCUUGAAGAGCACACUAAUAAACAUUCAGUAAUAGUGGAAAAGAACAAAUGCUGGGAUAUCAUAGCAGAUAAAUAUAAUGCUAUUGGAGUAGAUCGCCCUCCUCGUACAGCACAAGGCCUGCGUACCCUCUAUAAAAGGCUCAAAGAAUACGCCAAACAGGAGCUCUUGCAGCAAAAGGAGAUUCUGUUAGAUCAUAGGAGCAGUAUUUCUGAGCCAACCAAGAAAGUUGUGGAAAUGAUUCCCCAGAUUUCCAGUGUAUUCCUAGGAAGAGACAAGAACAAUAUACAAAGUGCAAACGUGGAUAAGGAACCGCAUGCAGGUACCAGUUUGCCACAGGUGAUGUUGGAUCACCAUCCUGUUGCUAUUACAGUGCAGUUGGACCAAGAAGAAGAUAUUAAACCACCUCCUUCACUAAUUGUAGAUUCUCAACAGAAUGAGACAUUAGAGCAAAGAGAAGAACAUGAAUUGGUCCGUAUUGUGGAGACAGCCUCACCUUCACUUUCCUCUGUUAAUACAAGAAUGACAUUAUCGCCAUCUUCUCUUCCAAGAAGAGAUGACUUUUUUAGACAUGAAAGUGGAGAACAUUUUAGACCAUUAUUUGGAUAUGAUCCACAAACAUUGCAAAUGAUGAAGGAGGAGCAUCAGAUAAUUUUAGAAAAUCAAAGAAAAUUUGGACUGUAUGUUCAAGAAAAGAGGGAUGGAUUAAAGAGAAGGCAGCAGCUUGAGGAAGAGCUUCUAAAAGCAAAAAUCAAAGUGGAGAGGCUGAGAGCAAUACGCCUAAGACGUGAUCUUCCUGAAUACAACAGUCUAUAAAUAUUUAUCUUUUUUGUCCUAUAAUCUGAAAUUUUCACCUGUGAUUUAUUUAAUUAAAUGGUUUUGAGAAAGUCAAUUCCAUAAGGCAAUGUGCUGGAUCAGAAUACAUAUUCUUAAAAUACUAGUUUCCCACUAUUAUAAGAAAACUCUUAAAAAUUUUCUUAUUUCACAUCUUUUGAUUGUUUCAUAUGUCUGUAAUACAUAUUUUAAAAUUUCCUCCUAAAUUUUAUUUGUGAGGAGUUUUAAUAGCUGGUCUUUAAGGUGUUUUUACUUUUUUUCAGUAAAGUUAGUAAAAAUUUCAGAAGAAACUUGCACUUCUGGCGUAGAAAUACUCAAGUUAAUCUUUAGAAGAGGGAAAAUGUCAAUUAGAGAUUUUCUAAUAAUCUUAUUAUUAUGUUGUGAUAAUCUAAUCAGAAUUAGUUGCUCUAAUCAGGUCCAACUGAUUUUCAUACCUUAUUCUCUUUUCAAAAAUAAAAUUUUUUGAUGCCUUUUUACAUUAGUCAUUUCUGGAACUACGGACCUUCUCUGCCCCACAGUUGAAUCCUCUCUUGUAACAAAGGUUAAGCAAAAACACCAAAUACAAGUGACCUUAACUGACAACGUAUACAAUAUUCUGCCCUAAUAUAGUCUACUACCCCUUUGCUGAGAAAGAGGUCACACCUUAAUUUUUUUAAAGACUAAAGUGUAGAACCAUAGAAUUUUAGAGCUGGAAGGGACCUUGUUAGAGAUCAAAGCCUCUCAUUUUAUAGAGGAGGAAAUUAAGUGGCUUAGCAAAAGUCAAAAACUAGUUAUUGACGGAUCUGGGAUUAGAACCCAUUUCUGAUUUAUAGUCCAGUCAUCUUUUUUAUCAUGCCACAAAUCCCACCAGUUACUUUAAAUAUUCCUA